Molecule: messenger RNA, 705 nt
Organism: Adineta steineri
Lineage: Eukaryota; Metazoa; Rotifera; Eurotatoria; Adinetida; Adinetidae
Source: the annotation of a GenBank genome assembly
AUGUCAGGCCCAUUCUCAUCUGUUGUGAACUUUUCCAUUAGCGAAUUUCUUCAGCGUGUCGAGAAGCUGGCUGCUCUUCAAGCUAUUAAGUCCUCAUCUGAAUCUAAUAAUAACAAUCUGAUCUUUCCUAAACAUCAUAAACAAUCACAACAAAAGCAUCAAGUAGCUGUAAUGCAUACAACGACCAUACUCACAGAGAAACUCAUUCAAGAUACACUCUUCAGUGCUUAUCUUCAAGCUUGUCAAAUCCUUUCUGAUUGUAACUUAUCAAUUCUCGAUCCGAACGGUAUAACCAUAUCGUUUGAUGAGGUGAAUCGUUUAGCAUUUCAAAAAUUAACAAGAUCACAAUGUAAAACUUUUAGCCAGAAAGAUCAUCAAUCAAAUAAUAGUAAACAAGACGAAGACGACGAUUAUGAAGAAUAUUUGAGUCAAAAGCAGUAUAAUGCAAAUAAUAAUAUUGAUGACUAUGAUCAAUCGAUAUCAAGCGAUGAAUCAGAUACUGAUGUUCUUCCUAAUGUGUCGAAUUCAACGUUUCGUGGAAUGCGCAUCUUUGACUCUAUCAACAGCAAUCAAAGUGCAUCAUUUUUUUCUGUCGAAGUGAAUGGACAAAAGAAAUUUAUGCACAAACAAGCUGCAAACUGGUAUUUUUCCAAAACAAAGCCUAUUCUAUCAUCUGAUCGAUCAAUUAGAGUUCAAAAUAAAUAA